Messenger RNA from Ostrea edulis (European flat oyster), 2641 nucleotides. RefSeq lists its product as uncharacterized. Lineage: Eukaryota; Metazoa; Mollusca; Bivalvia; Ostreida; Ostreidae. Bases 65 to 1408 code for a protein of 447 amino acids. The record is from RefSeq and is a predicted model, not a curated record. The transcript is spliced from 6 exons.
UGUGGGUCUGAUCACCAUCUCGCGGGAAAAAUCAGCGGUGUCAGUUCGUCCCAGUGGUAGCACCAUGACACAGAACACCUCAUCCAGUCACUGGCGGGAGCUGGGAAAUGGGAUUUACGUGACGGCGAAAGACGGACUCUGUCCGGCCAUCAGGAAAGACCGACUCAGGCAGGCCGCAAAUUGCUAUUACAAAGCUUUCAACUUCAGUGUUACUGAUGACGAAAAGAUGUCUGCAGCGAAGAAUUUGGCCAUGGUGUCAUGGAAGACGGCUAAGGUUGAUGAAGAAUGUCUGGAGAAAAUGUCUCUGAUGAUUCACCAGUAUAAAGAGGCGUUCAAGCAUUUUUCCUAUGGCUUCCAUCAUUCUGUGAGCAUAAAGCCAGAAUCUUGGCGUGAUGGGCUGUACGCCUCAGCCAAGAGCUGCUGGGACGAGUUACGGGCUGGACGAGUGAGCGAGCUGACGAUUGAGAACAGGAUACACAUUUACCAUGACCUGGUACAACACAUGCAGAUCCCAGAGAUUCAGGCCGAAUGUUACAUUGAGCUGGGUAACUGUCACUUCCACUGUGGAAUUACUGCUAUCCAGAAUAAGGACUUCAAAAGAGGACUGUACGAAAUGAGGGACUGCUACAUGCCCAUCAAUGAGGCCAAGCGGUGUCAGAAUGAGAAGAUUAACAUUCAGGCAGAGGUUCGAAUCCUAGAGGAAGACGUUUUUAUGCACCAGUGCAUGGCGGAGUCUAUGCAGGCCAUUAGUAUUGGCGAUCAGUUGUAUGAGAAGCUGUUGCUGGAUGAGGAAACCCUGAACAUGGACUUAGUGUACGACAUAACAGACUGGUAUAAACAGGCAGUGGUCCGCACACGUGAGGUGACAGAGGUGGAACUGGAGGCACUGGCCCUCAGUCGCCUCGGGAGGGUCUACGACAGGGUCCUCAAGAUUAGAUACAAGGCCAAGGAAUAUCUAAUGAGAUCAAUGCAGUUAGCACACUCAAUGCAUCCCCGCACGUUUAACACAGAAGAAUGGUUUAAAGACUGUGCAGGAAUACUGGAACGAUAUCAGAAGGAAACAGUAGCUGCUGAAGAAGAACAGUGGAAUAAGGAACGAGAAGAAAUAAUAAAAGGCAUAGAGAAGGAGAUGAAGGGUAUCAACAAAGCAGAUGAGAAGGACAGCCAGGAGUUCCUGCGCUAUAUCUACAGGGUCUUCCCGCCAAAGAACGCGGAUCACAAGCUGGAGGGGGAAGUGAAGAAAAAGGGGACACAUGUGGAUCAUUGUACACUGAAGAAGACCCUACAGAAGGCCGUCAUCCACUACCACCCAGACAAAGUGGAUGCAGACAAACACGGUAAAGUGUGGAAAGUUCUCUCGGAAGAAAUCACAAAGAGGCUUACAAGGAGAUACGAGGGUAUGAAAUAAACGAGACACAACGAUGCAAUAAAUGAAAUUCAGAAAGACAAAGGAUGCAAGAUUGUAGAUGUAGAUGUAAAUCGUAGAUGUAGGUUGUAAAUGUAGAUUGAAUAACAUUUUAAAAAUAUUCUAAGUCAUAGUUUUACAUAGUAUAAACAUGAACCUUGAGUUCAUAGUAGGAUCAUAAGAUCUUAAUUGGGAUUUAAUGCAAUAACUCCGAUGAGUGAUGUGGCCCAUGGACCUUCUUUUUCCUAACACAAAGUGCAUUGGAAGACAUUUUUCCUCUACCAUUCAUCUGCCUUUUAGAGAUUAUAAUAGAUAUGUAGUAACAUUAUGAAUCUGUGUGCUUUAUGCUUUGGGGAGGGGGGCGGUCAGGGGGAAGCACAAAUGUGCACUUUUUCAUCAAACUAUAAAAAAUCCAAUAAAAUUUUGUACAUUCAUGAUAUCAUCUCUUAGCAUUAUCAUGAUCAUCUUUCUAUAAAUUUCUCGUGAUACAAUAUAAAAAAGCUGUUCAUUUACUUGAUAUCAAAAACUGUUAACAAUUUGGUCAUUUAAGGAGGUCAAAUAAGGUCCAUACUGUACAUAGUCCUUUAAGUGUCAUAUACAUCUUUAGACAUCAUCAUUUUUAUUAAGGAGGCAUUACGAAAUGUGUAUUUCUUUGUAGUGAGUAGUAUUUUGCUUUUUUUAUAGUGUUUUCCAAGCAAUAGAUACAGUUUUUACAUGUAUGUUUAGAAUUUUAUUAUGUUUAUACGUGUUUGUAAUGCAUGCGAAAGAGUUGUGUCCAGUGUCCAAUAUAUCUAGUCAAAAAUACUGCUGUUAAUUCGUAUUUUAGAAAACUUUUUAGAUUGGGUUACUGAAUACAGCUGGCCAAGUGGUGAUCUUUGUUUGAAUAAUAAAUGCUAUAGAAAAGAAUUAUAAUUCGUUUUCGUCUCUAAAAGUGUUACAUCACUACAACUUUCUAAUACGAUUUGCUAGUGUGCAACUUCCCAUGGCUUAGAAUUGAAAUCUGCAAAUCAAUAAUUUGCUGCAGGAAAACGAAUAUGUGAUAUGCACACUUGAAAAUGUAUACUACAAGUUUUAAGAAAAUAUUUCUAAAUCAAAACUGAUGUCAAUACUUGAUGUCAUGUCAUGCAAUAUAUAAAGACAUUUUAAUGUUAAAUAAACCAUAGUGUUUCCAUAAAUGUGUAUUGUUUAAUCAACAUUGAACUUACUUUAUUGAAUAUUAAAGUUUUUGAAGAUUUA